AUGCUUGGAAGUUGUGUUUCAGGAACUCUGGAUAUUUUCGUGCCCGGAACUCUUUUCUCGAUUUUUCACAUGACACUUCCAAUUUGCCCGGUUUAUUUGGGAAUUUUGAUUUUGAGAAGAAAAAUUGUUCGGAGUUUGGAGGCCAAAGAUUUCAGGGUGACCAAGGAGACCAGGAAGUUGCAGAAACAAUUGUUGAGAGUGAGUCAGAGCUAACUAUUCGGCUGAACAAUGCUCCAAAAAUUCCCACAUUUCCAGGUGCUCACCAUUCAAGCCUGUCUCCCCUGCGUCUAUCUAAUUGCAGUGCUCUCUUACACAAUCGGUCAACUCGGAUUAUUCCAUCAUCCAAUUCUCGAAUAUCUAACUUUCACUAUCUUUAUGCUCAUCCCAAUCACAUCUCCUUUGACAUAUUUCAUCUACGUUACUCCGUAUCGUCGUUGUUUUCAGAGAAUUUUUUCGAAAAGGCGGCAGAAUUUGGUUGUAGUAGCAACUUUGAAUAGCUCGACUCUUUGA
Caenorhabditis angaria is the source of this 510-nucleotide messenger RNA. NCBI's taxonomy places the organism in Eukaryota, Metazoa, Nematoda, Chromadorea, Rhabditida, Rhabditidae. The record is from the annotation of a GenBank genome assembly.